Molecule: messenger RNA, 3354 nt
Organism: Mya arenaria
Lineage: Eukaryota; Metazoa; Mollusca; Bivalvia; Myida; Myidae
Product: receptor-type tyrosine-protein phosphatase kappa-like
Exons: 26
Coding region: 1-3354 (1117 amino acids)
Biological process (GO): protein dephosphorylation
Molecular function (GO): protein tyrosine phosphatase activity
Source: RefSeq, a predicted model, not a curated record
AUGUCUACAGGAAGAAAUGUAGCACUUAAGAAGACAGCAUCAUCUAGUGAGGACAAUCAACAAACUUCUGAUCCUGGAGCAGCGGUAGACGGUACCACCACAACACCUUGUGUCUUUGUGACUGCAACUAACCCUUGGUGGGAAGUCGACCUCGGCACCAAAAUGAAAGUUAACAGGAUAGUGAUUAGCGAAUAUAGCACCGGGUAUUUAUCCGGAUAUGCUGUCGAAACAGCCCAAGUUCCAGGCGGUUAUAGAACUACAGUAUUUACUGAUAACUCGGGAUUGACACCUACAACAGAAAUAUAUACAUCUAUCGAAGCAAGGCUUAUUAGAAUAUCUAGGUCUGGUGGGACACUUGCAUUAUGCGAAGUUCAAGUAUUUGCAGAAUGUGAUGACGGUCGAUUUGGGACGGGUUGUUUCGGUACUUGUGGUCACUGUCUGGACGGGUUGCCAUGCAACAAGAGGACUGGAUACUGUGAUCAAGGGUAUGCACCGGGAUGGACUGCAGAACCAACGUGCAAACAGGAAUGUCAAGAUGGAAAUUAUGGUUUGAACUGUACUGGAGUUUGCAGCUCAACAUGCGAUGGUGUAUGUAAUAAGACGGACGGUGUUUGCCGAGCAUGUACAAGUGGAUGGCAAGGGCACCUUUGCGACAAAGAAUGUGAGGAUGGGACUUUCGGGAGAGAGUGCCAAGAGAUGUGUUUGAACUGCUUCGAAAACGACACAUGCAACAAAUCUACCGGCAAAUGUCCACGUAGUUGUCAACCUGGCUGGCAAGGAUACACAUGCGAUCAGGAAUGUGCGGACGGAAGCUAUGGAUUAGCCUGUAAUCAGACGUGUAGUAAAACAUGUAAUGGAACAUGUGAAAAGAAACUUGGUAUUUGCCCUGACUGUAUCCCAGGAGUAGGUGGCGACUUCUGUGACGAAGAAUGUCUUCCGGGAAUGUAUGGAGCUCGUUGUAAACACAAAUGCGGCGCCUGUGGCAAUAGAACGACCUGCCACACAGCCUCUGGAAUAUGCGCCACUGACGUAUGUGAACCGGGAUAUAAAAUUACAGACAAGUGUCAUGAAGUGUGUGACAAUGGCCACUUCGGCCAUAACUGCUCCCAUAAGUGCGGCAACUGUGAGGGUGUUUGCAACAAAGCCAACGGACAUUGUGAACACGGAUGUAUUGAUGGGUUUGAAGGAGAAGCCUGUUUAACACAAGCACAAGCGAGUGGUCCUGGUCUGGUUGCUGCUGUUGGUGGAAGCGUUGGUGUCGUUGUUGUGAUGGCAGUGCUCUUGGUAGUUGUCCUCGUUUUGUAUAGAAGAAGACGGGCCAAACCACUGUGUUCUAAAGAUGCCAGUGGAUUUACAAACUUGACAGAUGAAAAUGAGAAGAGAGAUGACUCAAACCAUGGAGUGACGUCUUUGCCCCUAUCAGAAUAUGUGAACGAUGCAAUUAAAAAAGAAACUGGACACAAUGAGGAUAGUCCGGAUGUUGACAGUGUCUAUUACAACAACGAGGUUAUUGUAAGAGUAGAACAGUGUUCAAAGACAAAGAUAUCUUUGGAAAACUUCAAAGAGUAUUUGCUACAGAGCAGCAUCACGUUUUUCAUGGAGCAAUUCCAGCAAAAUUGGAGGUGGACAUUUCACACUAUAUUAAGUUAUACAGUAAAUAGAUGUGUAUGUAACAUGCAAUCAUUGCAGAAACUUCCAUCAGGACUAUGCCAUGCCACGCAUGUGGCCUCAGACCCGGUGCAUAAUGGAAAGAACCGAUACAGGGGAAUGUAUGCAUAUGAUCAUUCCAGAGUUGUUUUGAAGAAACUAAAAGGGAAACCUCAUACUGAUUAUAUAAAUGCCUGCCAUAUCAAUGGUUACCAAAGACAAAACUGUUACAUAGCUGCUCAAGGACCAACCGAGGCAACAAUGAAUGAUUUUUGUCGUAUGAUUUUGGAACAAAGAAUAAAUACAAUUGUCAUGGUUACAAAUCUAUCUGAAGAAGGACGGAUGAAAUGCUUGAAAUAUUGGACAUCAGAAAAAAACGACCAGCCUGAGAAUGAUGCUAUUGUACUUGCUUUAAAACAUGAACAAAAGUAUGCAGACUUUACUAUUCGUCGUUUGCGGAUAUAUCAAGAGGGGCAUCCCGAUUCAACGACAGAUGUAACCCAGUUUCACUAUACAGCUUGGCCUGACAAGGAUGUACCAAACAGCCCCUUAAGUUUGAUACAUUUCUGGAGAAGAGUUAGAGCCCAUGACGAAGAUAAGAUCCUCCCAUGGCUGGUGCAUUGCAGCGCCGGAGUCGGGAGAACUGGAACCUUCAUAGCCAUGGAUGUGUUGUAUGAGGCAGGUAAAGCAUUGGGAACAGCUAACAUAUUUGAAUGUGUAAAGAAUCUGCGGGACCAGAGAGUCAAUAUGGUUCAAACUGCGGGCCAGUACAGAUACCUUCAUACGCUGGUUAAAGAGAUGCUAGUUUUAGCCAAUGAGCCUGUGUCGACAGAAAACUUUGCUGAGACAUAUACAAUUCAGGGAGAGGUAGAUGUGAUGAAACUGCAAGCACUUUACGAGAUGUUGCAGACUGAUGUUACGGAUGUAAAUACUUCCUUAGACGAACGGAAGAACAAAGCCGACUCACAGACUGCAAAUUUGCCAGACAAUAUUGAGAAAAACCGAUAUAAGGAAAUACUUGCUUCUGAUGAAUAUAGACCAUUCUUAAACACACCCGUAGCUGGCACGACGAACUACAUUAACGCUAUUUUCAUUCCGGAUUACAUCAAUGACAAACGGUUUGUCAUAUCUCAGACUCCUUUGAAAACAACUGUUAUUGACUACCUAAGGCUAAUCCAUGAACACAACAUCCGUCUCGUGAUAGCCUUCGAUGAUUCCAUAAAAAAGGUUGGUAGCUUUGUACCGACUGAUGACAGUCUUGUUGUGGCAGCCAAGUUCUUGGUCAAGAAAAUUUCAGAGACAACUCGGAGCUACUCGGUGAAAAGAACGUACAAGAUGGAGUAUAAGGAAAGGUCUUCAAAUUUUGACCAUAUAACUUUUACGAAAUGGACACCUAAAGAAAGUGUACCUGCAAAUGUUGACCACAUGAUUACGCUUCUAAGCGAUGUAGAAAGCGCUCUGCCCACACUUGGUGACACUCCUAUUCUUGUACAAUGCUUGAAUGGAGCCGAGAGGAGCGGCCUGUUUGUGGUACUCAUUAACAUAUUGGAGAGAUGUCGAAUGGAUGGAGAAGUGUCUAUUCCUCAGGUCAUCAGACAUCUUCGGACAAGGAGACACCAGAUUAUACCCAACUUUGCACAGUUUAUGUUCUGCUACGAAAGCGUUGUCAGUUACAUGAAUGAUGAAACUACCUACGCAAACCUAUAG